Molecule: messenger RNA, 1178 nt
Organism: Anolis carolinensis (green anole)
Lineage: Eukaryota; Metazoa; Chordata; Lepidosauria; Squamata; Anolidae
Product: cathepsin K
Exons: 7
Coding region: 1-999 (332 amino acids)
Cellular component (GO): lysosome
Molecular function (GO): cysteine-type endopeptidase activity
Source: RefSeq, a predicted model, not a curated record
AUGUGGUGGGCACCUUUCGCACUGGUUGCCUUGUUUCCGGCCACAACGGCCACCGACUACCCAGAUGAGACUCUGGACUCUCAGUGGCAGAUGUGGAAGAAAAGCCACCGGAAGGACUACAAUGGCCAGAUGGAAGAAGUCUCCCGAAGACUGAUAUGGGAGAAGAACCUGAAGUACAUCAAUACCCAUAACCUGGAAUUUUCUCUGGGAAGGCAUACUUUUGAACUGGCCAUGAACCAUUUGGGAGAUAUGACUAGCGAGGAGUUGGUACAGAAGAUGACCGGCCUCAAAGUCCCUCUGUCCCGCAAGCCCAGUAAUGACACGCUAUACAUCCCAGACUGGGAAGAGCGGGUUCCCGAUGCCGUGGACUAUCGUAAGAAGGGCUACGUCACUCCCGUCAAGAACCAGGGCCAAUGUGGUUCCUGUUGGGCCUUCAGCUCCGUGGGAGCCUUGGAAGCGCAGCUCAAGAUGAAGACAGGGAAACUUCUGAACCUGAGCCCACAAAACCUGGUGGACUGUGUCAGCAACAACGACGGCUGCGGUGGUGGCUACAUGACCAACGCCUUUGAGUAUGUCCAUGUGAACCGGGGCAUCGAUUCGGACGAUACCUAUCCAUACAUUGGACAGGAUGAAAACUGUAUGUACAACCCGACUGGCAAGGCGGCCAAGUGCCGUGGCUAUAAAGAGAUCCCCGAAGGAGACGAGAAGGCCCUGAAAAGAGCUGUCGCCCGGAAAGGACCCGUGUCGGUGGGCAUCGAUGCCAGCUUGGCCUCCUUCCAGUUCUACAGCCGAGGUGUCUAUUAUGAUGAAAACUGCAAUGCCGACAACAUCAACCACGCCGUCCUUGCGGUGGGCUACGGGUCUCAGAAAGGAACCAAGCACUGGAUUGUCAAAAAUAGCUGGGGAGAAGACUGGGGUGACAAAGGUUACAUCCUUAUGGCCCGGAAUAUGAACAAUGCCUGCGGGAUUGCCAAUCUUGCCAGCUUCCCGAAGAUGUGAGACGCUGUUCGCCUAAAUCCUUUGUGUCCGCAGAAGGCCGGACCUCCCAAAGCAGGAAUCAAGGAUUUGAAAGACAGGCGCCAAGGCCCAACUGUAUAUCAAGGCCUUUCUUGUCUUUCUUAUGUUUUUUUGACACCACCUUCUGUAUCUUUUCUUUUUUUAAAAAAUUGAGAACUUUG